GCUGGCAUGGCCUGGAUGAAAGGAUUGGUGUUUUCAUGGUUUUUGGGACCUCAAAAUUUGUAACAUUGUAGUGUGCGUGUACGAUCGGUCGAUACUCAUUACUCAACAUUAGUAUCGCGGCACCAGAAUGAGUGACGAUGAAAUCCCCGCUAUUGUCAUAGACAAUGGCUCGUGUAUGUGCAAGUCCGGUUUCGCCGGUGACGACGCACCCAGAGCGGAGUUCAGGACGGUUGUCGGCCGUCCCAAACCGCCUAUUGUUAUGGUGGGCCUCAAUUUGAAAGAUAACUACAUUGGAGAGGAGGCGCUGGCGAAGCGGGGAAUACUGUUCCUCAAGUAUCCCAUUGAACAUGGUAUCGUCAACAACUGGGAUGAUAUGGAGAAGAUCUGGCAUCAUACGUUCUACAAUGAGUUGCGUGUUGCGCCCGAAAAGCAUCCAGUAUUGCUCACCGAGGCUCCAUUGAACCCCAAGACCAACAGGGAGAAGAUGACACAGAUCAUGUUCGAGACAUUCGACGUGCCCGCCAUGUAUGUAUCCAACAAGGCGGUUCUUUCUCUCUACUCGUCUGGCCGCACCACGGGGAUAGUCAUGGACUCUGGUGACGGUGCGUCGUACGCUGUACCCAUUUAUGAAGGCCACUCCCUUCCCCAGCUGAGCUCCAAGAUCGACAUAGCGGGCAGAGAUAUCACUGAAUACUUAAUGCGGAUUCAAAUGGAACGUGGUUUACCGCGCACGACAAGAGACGGCCGUGAAAUCGCCCAUGACAUCAAGGAGAAGCUUGCCUACGUUGCCCUGGACUUUGAGCAGGAGAUGGCCACGGUGUCUUCCAGCUCCACGCUGCAGAAGAGCUAUGAGCUGCCGGAUGGCCAUAUUAUAACAGUCGGCGAUGAGCGUUUCCGCAGCCCUGAAGUUCUCUUCAAGCCAUCCUUACUGGGCACGGAGCAGGCUGGAAUCCACGAGGAGAUCUACAAUAGUAUCAUGAAGUGUGACGUGGACAUCCGCAAGGACCUCUACUCCAGUAUUGUCUUGUCUGGCGGUAGUACCAUGUUUCCGGGUUUCGCUGAACGGGUGCAAAAGGAAAUGUCAGCCCUCGCACCCAGCUCCAUGGACGUGAAGAUCAUUGCGCCAGCGGACAGGAAGCACGAUGUGUGGAACGGUGGCUGCAUUACGGCCAGGCGUUCUACCUUUCAGAAGAUGUGUGUCUCCAAGGAGGAGUAUGCCGAACACGGAGCCAGCAUUGUGCAUCAGAAAUGCUUUGAGGACCGAAAGCAGGCCAUCGAAUGAACAGGUUCUGCCACAGUCUAUCAAUUAUUUUGCACUUCCGCUAUCGUGAGAAUGUACGAUUGAGACGUACUGCAGUUGAAACAAGCUCACGGUUCGCGUGCAUGAGACUCAGUGGAAAUGUAUAGAGCCUGUGCGGUUCCAUCAUCCGUUGAGAGCUGUGGCAAAGUCACGGCUCGGUGAUGCGCUAGGCCAAGCGAAACUGUAGACUCACUCUGUGCUUAGCUAGUUAGCUCCCGUAUUAAAGCGGUUACACCAACCAGCUCUGCAUACAAAUGUACUUUGUGUCACUAAGCGUUUCCGCUAGUUCACCGCCAUGGUAUCAUUUGCAUGCUAGUAACCUCUAUACUAUAACAUCUUUUCAUCCCGCACGCGACCUUUAGGAGGACAAUUACAUUUGUAAAUUACAGGAGUGUUGGCGUUACAGCACUUUACCAAGCAUAGAAGAAGAACAGUAUAUUGAACUGGAAUCAUCUUUCAGACAUUGCCAGUUGCCUCUGGCACUUGAGUAUAGCGGCUGUACAGAUCUGCAGUCACAUUGAGCCAUGUACACCUCAUCAUUUAUCACAUUCAAUGUUGUUGUUUUUGUGAAUCCUUCCCCCAGAAGCAAAUGCCUGUUUCGAUGCAUCAUGUAACUACUGUAGCCGGCGU
This is a messenger RNA of Sycon ciliatum, 1930 nucleotides long. Its product is annotated as actin, plasmodial isoform-like. The transcript has 3 exons. The coding region runs from base 128 to 1282 and encodes 384 amino acids. The record is from RefSeq and is a predicted model, not a curated record. NCBI's taxonomy places the organism in Eukaryota, Metazoa, Porifera, Calcarea, Leucosolenida, Sycettidae.